Messenger RNA from Meriones unguiculatus (Mongolian gerbil), 1105 nucleotides. Its product is annotated as NXPE family member 3-like. The transcript is spliced from 5 exons. Bases 119 to 1090 code for a protein of 323 amino acids. The record is from RefSeq and is a predicted model, not a curated record. NCBI's taxonomy places the organism in Eukaryota, Metazoa, Chordata, Mammalia, Rodentia, Muridae.
GAGCACAAUUAAGAGGUUGUCCCCAGCCAACCAUGUCAACACCACUUCCCUGAAGCUGCAGAAAUUCUCCUGUUAGGAGCGUUCACCUUCUCUGUGCCCCAGCACCUCCAGACACCACAUGCAUCUGGAGAAGAACUGCAGACAGCUGGACAAGGUGUUCUAUCUCAUGAUGUCUUGGCCUGAACCCGUGACCCGUUGGAUCCCACAACCUCUUCCUGCCGCUGCAUACGUCUCAGAGUCUGUCAACUGGGAUUCUCUCCCUCAAGAACUCACCAACCUGACCAGCCUUCUAUACUGGCCUCCAACCGGUGGGCACAACAGUGACUUUUUGGCCUCAACCAGCCCCAAAACCUCCACCUACCACCUGGCGGGUCCUGCCCAGGCCACCUAUAUUCUGGGAAGCAACCUAGAGGCCAUCCUUGUGGCUAGGGAUCACUGGGGCAGGCCCAAGGCUCAUGGUGGGGAUCUGUUUCGGGCACAGCUGCUGGGCCCGGAACUGAAGGCAGGAGUGCCAGGGGAGGUGAAGGACCUGGAGAAUGGCACCUACCUCUUGUCCUUCCCCCUGCUCUGGGCUGGCAGGGCCCAGGUGCAAGUGAGGCUGAUCCACUCCAGCGAGGCAGUUGGGGUCCUGAGGAGAGUCUGGAGAGAAACACGGGCCACCGUGGAUUUUAGAGGGUAUUUCCAAGGAACGAAUGGCAUUCAAGAGGUUGUCACCUGCAACGUGGACCCCCAGUCGACUGGAGCCAGAGGGCCGACCUGCCAGUACAAGGAUGUGGUUUCUGGGGAGAUCUGGUUCUGUGCUCAGCCCCCAACUUUGCCCUGCAGUGCUUUAGUGGGUCACUCGAGUGGACGUUACCUGAAGGUGACCACACCACAUGAUGAACUCCUGCUGGCUGGGAAUGUGACUGACCAGAAACUCCCUUCUGGCAUCCCUGCCUUCCUGGUCACACCAGCAGAGCCUGAAAACAGGAAUGAUAUGGGCCAGAAGCUGACAUGGCUGGCUUAUUCAGUGCUGAGAUUUGAACCCAAAGCAUCAAACAUACUAGGGUUUCUCUGGGUAGCCCUGACUGUCCUGGAUCUUGCUUUGUAGCCCAGACUGACCUCA